AACAUAAAAUUGUAAUGGUUGGCCUCGACAAUGCUGGCAAAACGACCAUCUUGUACCAGCUCCUGAUGAACGAAGUCGUCCAUACUUCGCCCACCAUUGGCAGUAAUGUGGAAGAGGUCGUCUGGAAGAACCUGCACUUCAUCAUGUGGGAUCUAGGAGGACAGGAAUCUCUACGGUCGGCGUGGAACACAUAUUACACUAAUACAGAGUUUGUCAUCUUGGUGAUAGACUCAACAGACCGAGAACGCCUAAGCAUCACGCGAGAAGAGCUGUACAAGAUGUUGGCUCAUGAGGAAUUAUCACGAGCGGCAGUACUUAUAUAUGCCAACAAGCAAGAUGUGAAAGGUUCGAUGAGCGCAGCAGAGAUUUCACGGUUAUUAAACCUGACUUCUAUAAAGAAACAUAAGUGGCAGAUCCAAGGAUGUUGUGCAUUAACAGGAGAAGGCCUUUAUCAGGGACUAGAAUGGAUUGGAAGCACUUUAAAAAGCAAGUGACGAAACCAUAAGCCAAUAGUUACUAUCUCAAAACUGUGAUCGUCCUGAAGGGUGUAAGUGUAUGCGUGUGUGUAUUUGCAGGUUGCAAGGACAAAGGAGUCCUUCCUGUGAACUACAUGUUAGUGUUGUAACUAUGUAAAAUAAACAUCUUUUAAGAAAUUACAUGGCCAGAUGUAACUGGAGCAAGAUUAUCAGUUCAUUAUUAUUUUCUAUUUUCUUUUGAAACUUGGAAAACCUUUCUGCCAAGGCAGAUGUGUAUAUAUACAUAUGAUGCUGUAUAAGGUGGAAAUGUGUUGGACAGUGGUUAUACUUUGAUGGUCAUGAUGAUAUAUUACUAAGUGCAGUUCCAUGGACACAAGGCAGAAAGAAGAAAUUCCUCCGCAAGCAGAACCGCAAGUGCAAGGCUUGGAAUAAUAGGGUGGUGGAGGAAGACUAAGAUUGUCUAAGGUGUGUUUAUAUCAUCUGUCGCAAGAGAGAGAAAAUAGAACGAUUUGGUGUUAUUUGUCAAGAAGGAAAUCAUUGUGGUAUGAAGAAAUCAUUUCAUUUUCUAUACAGUGUGCCAUUUCAAGAUUCAAAUUUUCACAGUAACUCAUAUUAUAUCAGUGACAGUUACAAGUAUUCUCUAGUGAUAUCUAUCAACUGGAAGUUUUACUUUGUUGAUGAGGUGUAUGAUUGUUGCCAUUUUUUCUACCAAUUUUUAAUGGAAAUAUCAAGUAAUGUGCAACUUGAGUGUGAAAUGAUGACUUUGUAAUAUACAUAUUUUGAGUGUGUGAAUGUAGACUUCUCAGAGUGAAAGUUUCAUUUUAUAUUAUUUAUUAUUGUUUUCAUUUGGUUAUCUCCCCCUUCCCUCCAGAAAAAAAAAAAAAAAAAAUCUCUCAUUUUAUUUUUAUAUAGAGAUGGAAAACUUGUAUUAGCUUUAUUUGACAUAAUUAUAAUUGAUAAAGCAUU
Messenger RNA from Penaeus vannamei (Pacific white shrimp), 1442 nucleotides. The record is from RefSeq and is a predicted model, not a curated record. Lineage: Eukaryota; Metazoa; Arthropoda; Malacostraca; Decapoda; Penaeidae.